Molecule: messenger RNA, 3308 nt
Organism: Agrilus planipennis (emerald ash borer)
Lineage: Eukaryota; Metazoa; Arthropoda; Insecta; Coleoptera; Buprestidae
Product: helicase POLQ-like
Exons: 17
Coding region: 161-3208 (1015 amino acids)
Molecular function (GO): ATP binding; nucleic acid binding
Source: RefSeq, a predicted model, not a curated record
AUUCCCCAUUAACGUAAGCCAGUAUCAAAAAAUUGGUAAAACGGCGUAACCAUAAACUUAAAACUUAAGAUACGUUAAAAACUAAUAAUUACUGCACAAAAACGAACUGACGAAAGGGAUAUACCACGAAACCGUCUCAUUUUUUUCUAAAGUGUUGAAAAUGAAUACAAUAGCUAAUGUAAAAGCUCCCAAAAGAAAGUCCCAAACAAAUAAGCAUGCAAAUAAGCACUACAAACCACUGAACGUAGUAAAAAUUACCAAGAACAUUUCAAAAGAUAAAUCUAAAAUAAAAAGGUGUUCUUCUAAUGAGUUAGAACAACAUAUUUCUGAAGGAAAUACAUUAAAGAGUAGUCAUUCUUCGAAUAAUGUUAAUGGUUCAGAAAACAAAAACAAUACAAAUUCAAAAGAAAGUGAUGAAGACCUUUUUGAACAGGAUGAAGAUAAUUUUUUUACUUAUUUAGACUUCUAUACACAGUUUCUAGAACAACUAGAAAAAUAUGAAUCAAACAGUCUUCCAAAAAUUAAAAAUUCAAUUUCAAAAUCUGUACUUAGUCAAAUUGACCCUUGUUCUACAAAACAAGACGCAAAUAGAAAGAAAAGAAAGAGUUUCGAGAAGACAGACUGUGUAUACAAAGUUUUAAAGACAGAUAGUGAAACCGUUGGAAGUGCAGAUAAAAGUAAAGAUGAUUUCUGGAAUGGAACUGUUGAUAUUUGCUCUACGCAGUUAUUUAAAACUUCUCAACAUCAAGCUCAAGAGUAUGGACCUUUUUUUGGUUUGCCCACGAAAGUAAAUGAACUAAUACAACAUUACAAGGGAAUUGAAAGACUAUAUGAUUGGCAGGAGAAAUGUUUGAAUCUACCCGCUAUAAAAAAUCAUUCUAAUUUAGUGUAUGCCUUACCUAUUACUGCAGGGAAAACACUUGUUGCUGAAAUUCUUAUGCUACGAGAAAUAAUUUGUCGUAGAAAAAACGUUAUAUUUGUUUUGCCUUAUGCCACUCGUGUACAAGAGAAAGUUUGGGCAUUGUCACCAUUUGGCGUAGCUCUUGAUUUCUUAAUUGAAGAAUAUACUGCUGAUAAAGGCAUGUACCCACCAAAGAAAAGGCGAUAUAAGAAUUCAAUGUACAUUGUCACCACAGAAAAAGCUUUAGGACUGUUUGAUAGUUUAAUAGAAACGGGACGUUUAGAUGAAAUAGGACUUGUAGUUGUUGACAAACUUCAUUUAGUUGGGGAGCCAGGAGCAGGACCUACCCUUGAAACUUUUCUGACCAAAAUUAUGUACAUAAACGAAAUGAAACAUACAGACAUUCAAAUUGUUGGUAUAAGCACGAUUAUUGGAAAUUUAUCUGAUAUUUGUACAUUUUUAAAAGCUGAUUUAUAUAAAAGUGAUUUUCGACCAGUCAAACUCAUUGAAUACGUUAAAGUCGGUGAUGAAAUUGCCAAGAUUCACUGGGAUAAACGAGAUAAUGAGUUUCUCCAAGUUGUGAGAAAAGAAAAUUAUUCUUAUUCUAAAUUGCUAAAGGAAAUUGAUCCUGAAAGACUUGGAGGUCUUUCAUUGGAAGUAGUGCCACAUGAUUCUUGCUUGAUAUUUUGUUCAUCAAACAAAAACUGCCAAAAUGUGGCUCAUUUAUUAUGCCAAGUGGCUUUUGCUACUUUAAGAGAACAUAAGAAAAAGGAGAAAAAUGAUCUGAUAACUGCUUUAAAAAGCGAAGGAAACAAUAAUAUUUGUGAAAUUCUCAGAGUUAGUAUUAAGCAUGGAAUUGCUUAUUAUCACUCUGGACUAUUAUCAGAAGAACGAAGACUUCUAGAAGAUGCUUUUGGAGAAGGUGUUAUUUCUGUUAUCUGCUGUACUUUAGCUGCGGGUGUAAAUUUACCGGCAAAACGAGUGAUUUUGGCUGAGCCAUAUAUCGAUGGGGAAUUUAUAAAUUUAUCCCAUUAUAAGCAAAUGGUUGGCCAUGCUGGAAGGGUCGGUUUCAGGGAAGUGGGCGAAAGUAUACUUGUCUGUACAAAGGAAGAUCUAUCAAAAGUUAGGAAACUGUUACAAUUACCAAUGGAUAUAGCUUUGUCAAACAUGCAUGCUUGUGAAGGAAAAGGAUUAAGACAUUUAUUUCUAAGCUGCGUUGGAUUAGGUACAGCUACCAAUAGAAGCCAGUUGCAGCAAGUAGCAAGUAAGAGUCUUCUAGCUGUACAACAAGAUAAGCUCAAUGUAAAUAUGAAGAAUUUAACCGACAACGCUAUUUGUAGUCUUUUUAAAUUAGGCGCAUUGCAAACCAAUGCUCAGAAACAAUCCUCUUCUACUUCAACUUCAUCAUCUCAUAUUAGUUUAAGGAUGGAGACAUCGACUAUCGUGAACGAAUCAAAAAAUAAAAAUACAUUGGAAACCCAUUCUCAGAAGAAACCUACAAUCACUCUGACGAAUAAUACUAAACUAAUUAUAAGUGAACUGGGGAAAGCAGCAAUCAAAGGUUGUUUGGAGUUAUCAAAAGCUCAUCUCCUUUAUGCCGAUUUGACUCAAGCUCAAGAAAGUCUUGUUCUUUUAGAUCACUUACAUUUGUUGUACCUCGUUACUCCUUACGACCAAUGUGAACAAAUUAAACCGUCCAAUUCUUUAUAUUAUAAUUUGUUAAUGAGACUAGGAAAAAGUGAAAAGAAAACCGCAAAAGUUCUGGGAAUUACCGAAUCUUGUACUACGAAGUUGUUUACAAAUCAGCAGAUAAAGACUGUAUCAGAGAACGUUUUGACUAGAUUUUACGUUUCACUAAUGUUGUAUGAUUUAUGGAAUGGUAUGCCAGUAUUUGACGUAUCUGAGAAAUACCAGAUUGAUCGUGGAUUAAUUCAGAGUCUAAUGAUUUCAUCUGCGACAUUUGCAUCGAAUGUCGUUGGUUUUUGUGAUGAAAUUGAAGAGUUUUGGCCAUUUAGACAUUUACUUAAAAGUUUAAGUGAAAGGCUGUCUCACUGUUCUAUGAAAGAGUUGCUUCCUCUUAUGGAACUGCCAUCCGUUAAACAGUCUCGAGCCAAGCAACUUUAUAAUGCAGGAUAUAAAACACUUCAACUUGUUGCAAAAUCUGAUCCAAAUGAACUUGUCAAAAAUAUUCAAUUUAUGUCCAAAAAAGUUGCUAAUGAACUUAAUGCAGCUGCAAAGAUGGUUUUAUUGGAAAAAGUGGAAACCUUAAGAGACGAAGCUGAAAAUGUUUUACAUGGUGAAGAAUAAUUAACUAUUUCAUUAAUGUUCCAUUGACACUAUCAGUCAAGAAGACAAUAUUAGGAAUUAAGUAUAAAUCAUAUAUAUUUCAUUUGUGUUUUUUGUUACG